AUGACAGAUGCCUGCGGUGGAGGAGAACAUGCUGCAGCCCCUGCUUCCAGCUCAGAUGCCUCUGACCCAGAGCUGCACUACGAAGAGGAGGAGGAGGAGGGUGAGUCGGAGCCCUCGGACACCAGCAGCAUCUUCUCCGAUGACUCCAUCUAUCCUUGCUACGAGCUCUCUCUGGGGGCUGGUGGUGCCGGGGACCUCAGCCUCUACCAGUGCUGCACCAGGAACGAUGCCAAGCUGGUGCAGGAGAGGCUGGAGCACGGGGUGACCCGGAGUGAGGCCACGGAGCUGGACAUCAACGGGAGGAACGGGCUCAUGGUCGCCUGCUACAAGGGCUUCGUGGACAUCGUGUCCCUGCUGCAGAAGUGCCCCUACAUAAACGUCAACCAGCAGGACAAGGACGGGAACACGGCCCUCAUGAUGGCAGCCCAGGCAGGACACAUCACCAUCGUCAACUACCUCCUCAACUACUACCCCGCGCUUGAGGUGGACAAGCGAGACCCCCGGGGCCUGACGGCGCUGAUGAAGGCCGCGAUGCAGGGGGAGGAGGACUGCGUGGCUGCCCUGCUCCUGGCCGGAGCAGACCUGCAAGCGGUGGAUCCCGUCAAGGGGAAGACGGCCAGGGAGUGGGCAGCCUUCACCGGCCGCUUUGAGACAACCAUGCGGAUCCGGAGCCUCCUGCGGUGCCCGAUCCGGCGCCUCCUGCGGUGCCCGCGGGCGGAGCAGUUUGGCACCCAGUACCAGCCCGAGUGGCCAGCCCUGGCUGAGCUGGUGGCCAAAGCCCUGAGACCCAAAUCCAGGGGCAAGAGGCUGUCGGAGAAGAUCCGAUCCAUGUUCACCUUCAACUUCCCCCACGACCACAAGGAGGAUGGCAUGAUGGACCACAUGGUGAGGAUGACCACCUCCCUCGCCAGCCCCUUUGUGGCCACCGCUUGCCAAACCAUCUGCCCCGACAGCCCCCCAGAGGUGGGCAAGCACAGGCUGUCUGUGCCAGAGAUCCUCGGGCAGCAUGUGCUGGAUCCGGACGUCGAGCCAGAACCCACCUCGUGCCCCAGCACCAGUGCAUCCUCUUGCAACGGUCAAGCUGUGUCGGAGAUCCGGCUCCUACCACCACACUGGCCAGCCAGUGGCCUCCUGAGCUUCCUGCCCCUGCGGCGUGGGAACAGCAUCUUCCCCAGAGAGCCCAUCCCGAAAAUCGAAGUGAGCAAAGCCUCCUGCCUGACUGCCCGCCCGAGGGAGUGGAGGCAGCACGGGAAGGACAAGAACCUGCUGCAGCCACCCAAGUGGAGGUACAAGGAGCUGAAGGAGGAGAGAGUGGCCAAGGAGGCGAAAAGCGAGGAGAAAAAGAAGAAAGGGGGGAAGAGAUGCUAA
Messenger RNA from Pygoscelis adeliae (Adelie penguin), 1368 nucleotides. RefSeq names its product ankyrin repeat domain 33 (gene ANKRD33). The transcript has 4 exons. Gene Ontology annotation, molecular function: protein binding. Bases 1 to 1368 code for a protein of 455 amino acids. The record is from RefSeq and is a predicted model, not a curated record. NCBI's taxonomy places the organism in Eukaryota, Metazoa, Chordata, Aves, Sphenisciformes, Spheniscidae.